Messenger RNA from Trichoderma atroviride IMI 206040, 928 nucleotides. RefSeq lists its product as uncharacterized. The record is from RefSeq and is a predicted model, not a curated record. Lineage: Eukaryota; Fungi; Ascomycota; Sordariomycetes; Hypocreales; Hypocreaceae.
AUGGCUACCUUUAUGAAAUUUCGUCUAGUCCCGGCGCGGGAAGAGAAGGUUGACGAGAAUGACGAUUGGUAUGGGCUGAGAGAUGCCAAGGAAAGGAGGAAAAGGCAAAAUAGGAUCAAUCAAAGAGCAGCUCGCCGGCGGCAACGAGACAAUCUCGCGCGGGAGCUCGAGUCUUCUACGGCAGUACCAUCGCCUCCAAAUGCAGCUGGCCAGUGCCGAAGACCCAAUGUUUCCUCUACCCAGGUUUAUUUCCCGUUGUCCCCGGACCACAAGCUUCUAUACGUCAUUUGUCUCAACGUCUCGCGGGCAAUCAUCACCAACUACUUCAUAAUGUCUACAAUUGCGCCAGAAACCGCAUCCCUUUGCAUCAGUCGCCGAAUAUUCACAGUUGAAAGCUUUUCAGAAGCUCCUCGAAAUCUCGAUGGCACCCGUUCAUUCCCCCCAGCGUUUAUGCCGACGAAAAUGCAGCAAGAGGUUCCCCACCCCGGCUGGAUAGAUCUUCUCCCAUCCCCUCAACUGCGGGAUAACCUCAUUCUUGCAGUAACAGAAUUCGAUGUUGACGAAGACGAAAUUCUCGAAGACUUGAUAGGAGAUAUAUUUGAAGCCAUGGGCUGUGGACCAGAAGAAGAUUCAAAUGACAGUGCCCCGAACGACGCGGAAAGUCUUACAAGGCCACAUGUUGUAACCGCACAAACAAAAGAGGCACUGAAAACAUUUACUCCUACAAACACCCCCGAAGUUGGUAUCCUCUCAUGGUCCGAUCCGUGGGAGAUAUCGGGUUGGGAAGUUACAGAAAAGUUUGUGACCAGAUGGGCAUUUUUACUUCAAGGAUGUCCGGAUGUGGUUGAAUCUGCAAACAAGUGGCGAGCUUUACGAGGAGAAGAUCCUCUCGUCGUGGAGAUAUGAAGGCUAGUUGAAGCUGAUUUUG